AAAAAAAAAAAAACACUGAAAUGUGACUGAAAUGGAAAUCGACUGAUUUUUUUUUUAUUUAUGUGGUAAGUACAGAGUACAGAGCCCCAAAGGACACCAAGCAAACAAAUCAAAAUUAUUUCCAUUAAAAAAAAUCUCCAGACUUCAGAUCUAAAUCUAUCUUGAACUUGUCCUGUGCCAGUGAGUGUUAUUUUACCGCUGCAGUCUCCACCUCCCAGCUGUGCCUGAAGUGAUGUGAGUCUUCCCAGAGACCCCCUGCCCCUGGUGUGAUGUCUCUCUGCCGCUUUGAAAUUCUUAAGCACCUUCUGGAGGUGCAACAUCACACCUCUUCAUCCAGGAUAUAUUGGGGUGCUGCCUCCAGCUCUCCAGCAUUCACUCAGGUACUAGAGAACGAGAAGGAAACAUCUCAACUUUGAGAAGAUCAAAACCAUGGAGUUGAACUUUUCUCUUCAUAUGCUCCAGGGAGCCAGAUGCCAGUCUGAAUAUGAGCGAUCAUCUACCACCACUGAUGCUGGGUACUUCAGUGCCUGUGGCAGUCUUUCUCCGAGUCCCUCCAUUGAUUCCGGAUGUUUUUCUCCUCCUGUGAGCUGCUGGGGAGCUGGAAGACAGCCAGAGGAUGCUGGGAAAAAUUACACUGACUGCGUACCAGCUAAAAAACCCAGAUUAGCUCUACCUGCUGAUGGAAAGAGACGUUCCAGGUCCAAAUACCCUGGAACCAAGCGUCAGACGGCCAGUGAAAGAGAAAAGCUCAGGAUGAGGGAUUUGACCAGGGCUCUCCAUCAUCUCCGAAACUACUUACCUCCUUCUGUGGCUCCUCCUGGACAAACCUUGACCAAGAUUGAGACCCUUCGCCUCACAAUUAGCUACAUCUCAUAUCUCUCUGCUCUGCUGGAACAGUCCGAGGAGACCUCCAAUGAUGAAACAACACCAAGAUGCUACUCACAAGAUACCUCAGACAGGCUUCAGAAUGAUCUGCUUUCAGAAACGUGGUGUCUGGAUGAGCAACAGGGACUUGUGCAAGAUGUCCAGCAUUGCCCAACAUUUAUGACCUUCAAUGAUUCAACACAACUGAUGGAAGACAACGUUCCUGCUACUUCACACUUCAGAGAUGCACAAUCCUAUAUGUUUCCCUGCACAUCAACACGAGAUGCUACAAUCAGCCAUCAGUAUUUCCAAUAAAAAAGACAGAGGACUGGAAAUGAGGCUACCUUACACUAAAAUCAGAUGAUCACUGUGUGAAAACUUCAUCUAAAGACUUUAUUUGUUUGUUGCAUUGAUUGUUUGCAAUUAUUUAUUAAAUAACAUAUUUUUUUUAUUGAAUCCAUUUGUAUAUAUGUCUUA
This is a messenger RNA of Carassius auratus (goldfish), 1341 nucleotides long. Its product is annotated as mesoderm posterior protein 1-like. Gene Ontology annotation, biological process: heart morphogenesis; regulation of transcription by RNA polymerase II; somite rostral/caudal axis specification. Gene Ontology annotation, cellular component: nucleus. The coding region runs from base 430 to 1179 and encodes 249 amino acids. Gene Ontology annotation, molecular function: protein dimerization activity; RNA polymerase II cis-regulatory region sequence-specific DNA binding; DNA-binding transcription factor activity, RNA polymerase II-specific. Lineage: Eukaryota; Metazoa; Chordata; Actinopteri; Cypriniformes; Cyprinidae. The record is from RefSeq and is a predicted model, not a curated record. The transcript is spliced from 2 exons.